AUGAGAAACAAGUUUUCUAGAGGAAUACCCUCCUGUUUAGCAAAUGUUACCUCUUUACGAGACCUUUACUUGGACUCUAAUAAGUUAAUUUCAGAAAUACCCCCUUCCUUUUGGAAUUUGAAGGAUAUAUUGAGGGUAAACUUAUCUUCCAAUAUUGUAGUUGGAAAUGUAUCAUUGAGGAUUGAAAACUUAAAUGCUCUUGAAUUACUAGAUCUGUCAAGAAAUCAUAUUUCAGGCUUUAUUCCAACAACUCUAGGUGGCUUGAAGAAUUUGCAAGAUCUAUCCCUAGCACAUAACAAUUUGCAAGGAAAUAUUCCUGAAUCAUUCGGAAAUAUGUUGAGCUUAGUAAAAUUGGACCUUUCUGAGAAUGAUUUGUCUAGGCAGAUUCCUAAAUCUUUGGAGUUCCUUAGUGCUCUUAAGGGUAGUUAUGGUUCUGUGUUCAAAGGAAAACUUUCCAGUGGAAUGAUCAUUGCAAUUAAGAUCUUCAAAUUUGAUUCACAGCCUAGCAACAUUUUAAUGGAUGAUGAAAUGGUUGCUCAUGUUAGUGACUUUGGAAUUUCCAAGCUUUUAGAUAAAGAGGAAUCUAAGACAAACACAGAGACAAUACCUACUAUUGGCUAUGUGGCACCUGUAUUUUUUUCUGAGAAUACACCCAAUCAUGUUCGAGAUUCGCUGCAUGGAUCCCUUGGAAUUGUUGAGGUUGAUGAUCUAGGAAAAUAUCUUGGCAUUUAUAGUAUCUGGGGAAAGACCAAAACUCAAGCACUGGCCUAUGUCAAAGAGAAAACUAGGGUUAAUAACAGCUCCUGGGACUCCUUCCGCUGCUUCGUUCUUCCAUUUCCUGGUUCGAAUCAACAAAGCGCCAUCACCUGUUUCUUUGGGCUAGCUCCUCCAUCUUCUUGCGCGUCGUCAAGCAUCCAUUGGGAGCUUUUCGUGGCUUCUUCAUUUGCUUUUGGGUUUUGUCGAAUCAGGGAUCCCUGGAAGAAAAUGCUAGCAGUCGGAUAUCACUAUCAAUACUUGUCCAGCUUCAUCAGAAAGCAGUCAGAAACUGGUGUCGAUAUAGUUACAGGAACUCGUUAUGUUAAUGGCAGUGGUGUGCAUGGAUGA
Molecule: messenger RNA, 1104 nt
Organism: Prosopis cineraria
Lineage: Eukaryota; Viridiplantae; Streptophyta; Magnoliopsida; Fabales; Fabaceae
Product: probable leucine-rich repeat receptor-like protein kinase At1g35710
Exons: 8
Coding region: 1-1104 (367 amino acids)
Molecular function (GO): protein binding
Source: RefSeq, a predicted model, not a curated record